AUGAAACCUAUUCGAACUGGAAUGUGCGGAGCUCAAUAUCUUCAUGGCGAAGGUAAUAAUCAAGUAUUCGAUAUAUGUAAUCAACUGGGUUGUCUUGCCGAUGAUCAAAAUAAAUCAGGUCAGCAAGGAUUUCUUCCAUUUAUUGCAUAUCUUCGUUCAUCAAUAUCUGAACAUGAAAUUCAAUUAAAUUGUAAAGUAACAAAAGUAAUGAGUGAAUGGUAUAAGAAUCGCUUCAUUUGUGAAGCAUACAGCUAUCAUUCAGUACGAUCUUCACGAGAAGAUCAUGAAUUAUUGCAAAAACCUUAUAUACCGGGCAAAUUAUCACGUAUAUUGUUUGCCGGCGAAGCAAUUCAUCCACGAUUCUUUUCCACUAUUCAUGGUGCUUUUGAAAGUGGAAUACACGAAGCACAACAAAUUUUAUCCAUUUUUGAAGACAAUCAAUAA
Messenger RNA from Rotaria sp. Silwood1, 444 nucleotides. The record is from the annotation of a GenBank genome assembly. Lineage: Eukaryota; Metazoa; Rotifera; Eurotatoria; Philodinida; Philodinidae.